Fonsecaea multimorphosa CBS 102226 is the source of this 1083-nucleotide messenger RNA. RefSeq lists its product as uncharacterized. The record is from RefSeq and is a predicted model, not a curated record. The transcript is spliced from 3 exons. The coding region runs from base 1 to 1083 and encodes 360 amino acids. Gene Ontology annotation, molecular function: dioxygenase activity. Lineage: Eukaryota; Fungi; Ascomycota; Eurotiomycetes; Chaetothyriales; Herpotrichiellaceae.
AUGACGGAUAUUAUCAGGACCAGCCCCGACGGCUACCAGGAAAUCAGGACUGGGUUAGGAUGGCGAAGAGUGCUCUCUCCGGCCAGCACCCAAGCCACAUUUAGCCUUCCCGUCAUUGACAUUGGUGAUAUAGGCCAUCCUGAUCGAGAACGCCGAAGGUCCGUGGCCCGAGAGAUAUGCCAUGCUGCAGAAAACGUGGGCUUCUUCUAUGUUAGCAAUCAUGGCGUCCCAACCAAGGUCAUCGAAUCCAUCUUCUCAGAAUCCAAACGCUUCUUUCAAGAACUGAGUCUGGAGGAGAAAAUGGAGUAUGACACAGAGAAGCAUGAGCACUACUAUGGCUACUACCCGAUCAAUCUUGACCCCAACCUGCCUGCAGGAGCAAAAUUGAACGAAGGCAUCAACUAUGGAUACGAACCCUCAAUCGACCCCGGAGCUGUUACUUCAGAGAACAACGGCGACAACUGGUGGCCUUCGGAGAAGCGGCUCCCUGGCUACGAGAAGAAUGUCAAGGAGUAUAUGUCUCAUGUGCUCGCGUUAAGUCGAGCUCUGCUUCGAAUGUUUGCACUUGGCCUCGAUCUGGAUGAGCGUUCAUUCGACCACCUCGCCACUAGACCAUACUCAAUUCUUAAGAUGGCCCACUACCCCGGAGUGCUUUCUGGAUCAGAGGGACCGUCAUCAAUCCGGCCCCACACAGACUACGAGCUCUUGACCAUCCUGUUACAGGACGACAUUCCUUCCCUUGAGGUCCUGUCCAAUACUGGGCGCUGGAUUCAGGCGAAACCCAUUCCGGGGACAUUUGUGGUCAAUAUUGGAGAUUCCAUGGCGAUGCUUACCAAUGGCCUCUUUGUGUCCACCAUGCACAGGGUGCUCAACUUCUCGAGGCGAGAUCGGUACUCGGUCCCAUUCUUCCUAGGGGCAAACCAGGAGGCCGAGUUGAAGGCUCUUGAGCAGUUCGUCACGCCUGAUCAGCCGCCAAAGUUCCAGCCCAUGACUUCAGGGGAAUACGUUCGUCGAUCUCUGCAGGCAGUGUAUUCGAAACCGAACAUAGAGAUUGUCCGGGAGACGAUCGAGCUGCAGGGAUAA